Choloepus didactylus (southern two-toed sloth) is the source of this 7577-nucleotide messenger RNA. It is a transcript of the gene PLCXD2, whose product is annotated as phosphatidylinositol specific phospholipase C X domain containing 2. Bases 570 to 1595 code for a protein of 341 amino acids. The record is from RefSeq and is a predicted model, not a curated record. Gene Ontology annotation, biological process: lipid metabolic process. Lineage: Eukaryota; Metazoa; Chordata; Mammalia; Pilosa; Megalonychidae. Gene Ontology annotation, molecular function: phosphoric diester hydrolase activity. The transcript has 4 exons.
CCGGGAGUCUGAGUGCCGCCGGUUACACUUCUGAGUGCUUCGGCGCCCCAGGGCAGGGGGAGUGUGUGCCGAGAAGCCGGGGGGGCAACGAUUAGCAGGCAUACCCAGCAUAUGAACCAGCCUGGAGACAUAUAUAGAAGCCUGGAUCAGGCUGGAGAUGGUGUGCCCGGGCGUUCACGUGUGUCUAGACCCACAGGCGGGUCUAUAUGCUGUGUGGGCACCUGUCGUGUGAGUGGCCCCGGGCGUGGCUGCUCCUCGGACUUUCAGUUCCUGUAAGAUUUAUCUCUACGGGCCUACCUUCCCCCGGUUCCAGAAGGGAACGUAAGAAGUUUAACGGGGCUGGGACUGAGCAGAUUAAGGCACUGGAGCAGCGGCUGGGCCAGAGCGGGUGGGGACUGCGGGUACUGGGUGGUAGGGAACCACCUAUUUGUCCCGUCUUCCAAGCAGCAAGGCGAUUUGGAAAGACUGGCGUGACAAGGGUGGCCCUGAAAUGUCUACAGAUCCCGGGCAAUGAUGAUCACUGAGUGAGUGGCACUGGGCUGAGCCCGGACAGUUUGUUGGCAAGAGGGAUGCUAGCAGUUAGGAAGGCAAGGAGAAAACUCAGGAUGGGGACCAUCUGCUCCCCCAACCCCAGCGGGACAAAGACAUCAUCGGAGGUCUGCAAUGCCGACUGGAUGGCCUCGCUCCUCCCUCACCUCCACAACGUCCCCCUUUCCAAUCUGGCAAUCCCAGGUUCUCAUGAUUCAUUCAGCUACUGGGUAGAUGAAAAGUCCCCUGUGGGACCUGAUCAAACCCCAGCUAUCAAACGCCUCGCCAGGAUCUCCUUGGUGAAGAAGCUGAUGAAAAAAUGGUCUGUGACUCAGAACUUGACCUUCCGAGAACAGCUGGAAGCUGGGAUCCGCUACUUCGACCUGCGUGUGUCCUCCAAACCAGGGGACACUGACCAGGAGAUCUACUUCAUCCAUGGGCUUUUCGGCAUCAAGGUCUGGGAUGGGCUGAUGGAGAUUGACUCAUUUCUUACACAGCACCCCCAAGAGAUUAUUUUCCUGGAUUUCAACCACUUCUAUGCCAUGGAUGAGGCCCAUCACAAACGCCUGAUCCUCAGGAUCCAGGAGGCCUUUGGAAACAAGCUGUGCCCACCGUGCAGUGUGGAGAGUUUGACAUUGCGAACCCUGUGGGAGAAGAAGCGCCAGGUCCUUAUUUUCUACCACUGCCCCUUCUACAAGCAAUACCCCUUCCUGUGGCCAGGAAAGAGGAUUCCAGCACCCUGGGCAAAUACCACAAGCGUGCACAAAUUAAUUCUCUUCUUGGAGACCACCCUCAGUGAGCGGGCCCCUCUUGGCUCCUUCCACGUCUCUCAAGCUAUUCUCACCCCCAGAGUGAAGACCAUUGCCCGAGGCCUGGUUGGUGGCCUCAAGAACACUCUGGUGCACAGGAAUCUUCCUGCCAUCCUAGACUGGGUGAAAACUCAGAAACCUGGAGCCAUGGGUGUCAACAUCAUCACAUCUGACUUUGUGGACCUGGUGGACUUUGCCACGACCGUCAUUGAGUUGAAUGACCUGCUACAGGAAGACAGAGCUUUGGCUAAAUGCUGAUUUAAUUUUUUAUUUCACUUACUGUUGGAUUUAUUGAUCCAUGGUAGAGUACUAAAGCAUUCCCCAUUAGGAUGGCCUCUGGGCAGUGAUGGUGAAGUAAUUAAGAGGAGGAGACCAUUUUUUCCCUCCUCAGAGGGCCAUGUGGGUAAAAUUACAGGGCUUUUAAUUGCAUUUUCCCCAAAUGAGACUUUUAAAAAACUCAAGUCCAAGGGAAGAAAGCAUGUUUCACGUGAUAAAGGUCAAGAUGUCCCCAGUGGCUUAAGGAGGUGAAUGGAAUAUGGAAAUAGGGUCUCCAGGUUCCAUUGGGGUGUGGAGUGUCUGCUAAUUGGCCUAUUUCCCUGGUAUCUUCUAGGAUGUUGUGUUUGAGCCAGUGAAAGGGCUAAUACCAGAAAGAUAUUGCAGGUAGAAAGAAUAAGUCGAGGCACACGUGGACCACCCUGUGGGACAACUCUAACAUCCAAAGGAGAGUAGGGGCAAUGCACUAGUUCUCUCUAGAAAUGGUGAAUGUCACCACUUCUUCCCUGAGAAAUUAAAAUGUAUUUAUCACCAAGGUAUUUUAGCCACAAGCUGUUCUUGCAACUUGUCCUGGUCAGUGGUCACCUGAUUUCUUUAGCUAAAUAGUACAUUCUGCCCUUGGUAUCAAAAAUGUAUUUCCCAGUUUUAGAAAAUUGGUUCCUUUCCAUUUCUUUUGGCCCAUCCUUAAAAAAUGAAAGGAACAGUGACAGAAGAUCUUUUCAGUUGUGGGACCCAACAAAAGAUAGACAUGCAUGUUUGUCGCAUGCCAGAUUUCUUUGAUUUAAUUCUGUAGCUUCUCCCAAAAUGGCUGGCAGGCAAGCACCUGCAUCAUUUUGGAAAAUUCCUCUUUGGAGUGGGAUCUUCAAGCCAGACCUUGAAAUUGCAUUUUGUAGUCUGCAUGUGGGACAUUAAGUGGAAGGCACUUUGUCCGUGAUACCAUGGAGGCAGAAGCAGGAUGCAUGGGAAAGUGCAAUGACAUUAAAGGAGGAAGCUGCAAGUGGGUUUGGAGCUGUUCUGUAACUCCUGGAAACAAGACUACCUCGGGAACAUGUGGGAUGACUUUUGUGUCAUCAAGUGAGAAACACCCAGUGUUGGAACAUUUCCAAUUGGUGUACUUUCUGCAGAUUGUUUUGAGCCUACUAAUCACCACUGCAUGAGGGCUUUGAAACUCAAGAGGGGAUUUUUAAAAAUUAUUAUUGAUAAGAGGUGCUUAUCCAUAAAGAGCCCUCUUGUGUCUUUAUUUAUUUAUUUAUCUGCUUAUUUAUUUAUUUAUUUAUAGAUUAAGUGUCCGCAGUGCUUUUUGCCUCAGGAGCACUCACAAAGGAGCUUCCUGAGCUUUUCUUCCCCCUCCCAGGACAGAUGCUGCCGUGGUCUUCCUCCCAUCCACAGGACCUCUCAUCUCAGGACCGGUGUGACGUCUGACUCUGCUGUGGAUGUCCUGGCUCUGCUCUCCCCCACCCCCAGCCUUGCCAGGGACAGUGGAUAUGUUUGGCUGUGGUCCAGAUCUGAUAAGCCACUACCAAGCCACACCCUGGCUUGACAGAAGAUGAAAUGGGUCAUGAAAAACUCUCAGCUCUUGAGGUGGACCCUCCAGAAGAGAGUCGAAAAGAGAAGAAGCCAGAAAGAAAACUGGCCCUGGGAGUGAGUGUAUUUCAGUGCUCCUCAGCAUUGUCUGAGAAUCUCCAGGGGAAGGUGUCAGCCUCUGAAUUCUUCAAGGAGGAAAUGAGAAGAUAGGAUCCCAGGUGAAUGUGUGCAUUUAAAAUGAUUGUUUGGACCCUUCCCCAAGCAACUUCCUGUUUUUCUCCUUUGAUGCUCCAAGCUGGAUUUUGCAAGUUGCCUGCUGUGGGGGUAUCCUAGUUGACUACUACAAGCACAUGCAACCCCCAACUCUUGGUCUUCCAGCCUCUAUUUUCUGUAAAGUAAUCAAAGUCCUGACCUUUAGUUUCCACUACUUGAGGAGGUCACAAUGCAAAUGCUUCUGGGAAAAUCUGUUUUAACUUCCUGUUUUCUUGCAUUUGAAUUCCUCCCUGAAGAGGUUCCUGGGAUAGCAUUGUCAAAUUCUGAAGGGCCUUCUCUGGAUGGGAGUGCCCUCACUUUCUUCAUUUCCCUUCAAUGCUGAUAUUAAACCCCAGUGACAAGCACUAAAAUCCCUGGCCUUACCUCAGGGUUUUAUUUUUUGUCAAUUGUUUUAUUUUGUCUUUUAUUUUCAUUCUUGAUCAAUUGCUAGGGACUAGGUCAUUUCCUCUCUUUUAACCCUUUAUUACUUGGCAAAAAGCUAAGGAGGCAAGAGGAGACUUAUUCUGCUCUGUUUUAUUUGAGCCUCAGCUUUGCCCAGGUGCUUGGUGCUAUGAGGCCAGGUGUGUUGACAGGUAUCUGCACAGGAUGCCCAUGACACCCAAGGGCUGCUGACUGUUCAGUGACAUGUUUACUUGAUUUUCUCCCUUAGUUUUUAAAUAUAUAAUUGCACUUCACUUGGGUUGUAACAUUUAAGUGCACCUCAGUGUUUGCAUGGUAAAAGUCAAAAAGCAUGGCACAAAAGCACAGAAAACUAUAUACCAAGGUUGCAUGCUUGGUGGAGUCCUGCUCUCUGUGGGUGCAGGUUCCCACUCUGUCAUGCUACUAUGGGUUGCCCGCCUUGCUUAUAUUUGGAAAAUCUGCACAGGAGUUCUGGCAGGUAGGAGGAGGAGUGUUUACAAUUCCCUGAUAUACACUCUUGAAUUGGCAGAAUUGCUGCCCUGAGAAAAGUCACUUAACACAUUGUAAAGGAUGUAUGUAUUCUGCUCCUGGAUUAUGAGGCUGGGGAGGAGACCUCAGUCAGGCAGAAAAGACAGAGGGAGAGUAGACUUUAGGGUCUAUGGUCCAUUCUGCAUCUGCUGAUAACAAAAAUGGUGACCCAACCACAUCAGUUAUUCUUAUAAGUUCUGUGAUCCUUUCAGAUCAAAACAAGGCUAUCACACUUGCUCAGAAUUAACUUCAAGAUCAACUAAAGUCUCCCUGAUUGAGCCAAAGAGAACUUCAGUUUCACAGGAUUCGGGACCAUAUUUAUUUGGAAAUGUAGACUGAGCUUCUCAUGAACUACCUGGAUCAUUUCCCACAUGGCCACAUUCCCAUGAUUUUUGACAAAGGUGACUAACAGGUUUUAGUUAGAUUGGGGUGGUGUUUAAAGGCUUGAACUUUGAGCCUCUUAGAGGUGCCACUGUGUUUUUGAUGGGUGCAGAGAUAUUCUUAGAGAGAGAGGUCAAAUGAAAUUGAUGGAAGGGAAUAUGUUAUUGAGAAUUGAAUUUUAAAUUAAUGGCAACUGUAAGAGAAUUAAGCCAAAAUCUUCUUUGUAUGUUUGCUGGAUUAGACUCUUGGGCAUUAGGGUUAGUCACUUUCCUUAUCUCUGAGCCCAGGCCCCUGAAUUCUUGAGAAUACUCAAGCCACAGUCCAAACCGAAGAUCAUAUAAAUUCAAAACAAAAAGCACAAAAUCUGAGCCUAGAAAAUGAUAGAUCAUAAGAGCCCUAGUUCUUUUCUUCAUGACCUUCUCUUAUUCACAUAAAAAAAAAAGGUUUUUGUUUCUGUUCAAGAAAAUAAUGCAGUGCUGUAGUGUGUCAGGGUUUUCUAUCUCUGGUUUUCUGAAUCUUAACCAUUAGAAAGUACUACCUGAAGAAACAUUACAACUCUACUAGAAGGUUUUGCACAAAGCUAAAAGGUGGAGAAACAGAAGAAAUUAAGAGUGAAAUUAAACUUCUUUUUCUUGGGGAGCAAAAGGGCUACACAAAAUCAACCAUCUGACAGAUUUCAUUCAUGCCAUAGUUGAAUUUUUUGAAAUGCUUUUUAUUGGCAGACUGCAGGUUUGUGCUGUUAGGCUCUGGGAAACAGGAUAAGCUAAUGAAUGGAGUGCAGGCAUGAGGCUCUCCUCACUUGGCUGAGCAAGUGAUCCCGUGCGAAAUUUGACUUGGUUCCUUCAUCUGUAGUAAGGAUGCUGUUUGCUAUUUUAGAAAGUGUUUUGUAAACUUCAGUUGCCUACCUCCCCAAAAUGUAAGGUCCCUAUGUUUAGGUUGAAUUCCUUACACUCAAGAGGUUGUAUAGAUGUGGUAAUUCUUCCUUCUAUGGUAUGUGAAGAAGGCUACUUGGGUUCAUUUCCCAAAAGUGUGUUAUAGAAUGAGGGGACUUUGUCUGGAAAUGGUACCCUUAGUGAUCUGUAUAAUGAAAUGAGUAGGGCUGAAAGAAAUCAACAAAUAUGUAUGUGGGUUCAUGAGAGGUAGGCUUUCCCAAAUACAUGCUGAAUAGCCUUAUGAUGCCAAGAGAAGACCAGUAGAAAUUGAAACCAUUAGACGUCCAAACUAACAUUCAGUUUACUUUCUAUGGAUUCAACACAGCUGUCCCUAUGAAUUCUGCCAACUUUCCGGUACAUCUUAGCCCUCUGCCUCAGGCUGCUCCCUGGUAUUUGCCACCAUAGUUUUGUCACUCACAAGCAUUGCUUUGGGGCACACAGGAGUGAACUGAUUGGGUGAUAAGAGAUUCAGCUGGAAAUUUUACCCUAAAUUCUAAACAAUACUAAAGAACUCCUUACUGUCCCAAGAGAUGUGCUAUCUCCUUAUCCUGUGAAUUCCUCAGUUUCCUACUAGAAAUAAUGACACUGCCAAUUGGCACAAGAAUAUCUCUGAACUAGCCCUAUAACCAGAACUAUACAACAAAAUGCUACUGCUUUUGUUAAAAUAGCAUAGACACUGUAAAAACAUUCUAAGAUAACUCUUCCUAUCUUAUGAUGGAUAUUGUGUUCUAGCAUUUUCUGCAACAAAACUUGUUCUUAGGAUUUUCAAACUCUUUUCUAGGACAAACAGCUUAGAUAAAAUAUUUCCCUUCUCUCCUCUGGGAAUAGAACCCCACAGUCUAUAGGGGCAGCCCCAUCAAUACGCUAGAGGCACUUCCUGUCUUGUUCCUUUUCAUCUCCUUCUUAGAAUGCCACUUUCUCCUCUUAUCUCCUGGCCAGCCUCUAUCAUCUGCUGAUUACUAUUAAUUACAAGAUGCUGGAGAAACUUACAAUAGAAGGCAGACAUUCAGUGAUGUCCAAGCACACUUCUACCAUGGUGGUUAUUGAUCUUUACUCUGUGCCUCCCUCUCUCUGUCUGCCCCAUCACUAGAACUAUACCUUAUUGGAGCCCAGGAUUUGGAGCCAAUACUUAAUUCAAGUAGCAGAGGCUUGCUCACAAGCUUUGAGCCCAAUACGAAGCACAGCACUUUGAAAAGUCAAAUAGGCCUUUGAUAGCUUUGUACAUUUGCAGUUUACAUGAUUACAUAGAAGACUUCAGUCAUGAAGCUAUAGUAUCAAUAUAAUAAAUCUUAGAACAGAUUUAGAAACAGUGAUAACUUGCUGCUAUUACACUUACUAAUUUACACCCCAAUAUUAAUAAGUAUUAAAUACAGAUUAUGUAUACAUUAUGCAUUAUUUGUAUUGUAUAUAUGCCAAUUAUAAUGUCACUUAACCUCAUUGAUCAGCAAUUAGAAAAUAUGGAGAUUGUCAAGGUGAAAAUAAGUUUUGAUCAAUUCAAAUAAUAUGUGAAUCUGAUCGAUUCUCUAUUAGAUACUAUAUUUUGUCCUCGAUUGCUUGUUUUAUACUACAGUGCAUGCUGUUUCCUAAAUUAAUUAAAUAAUAUCAACAUUAAAUGAUACCAAUUUUAAAGUUAGAAUUAAAUUUUUGCAAAUAUGCCGCCUGAUAUUCUGAAAUGUGUCUUGUGGCUUAUCUUAUUCAGAUACAUUUCACUUGACUAUUUUUUCCCCUAGGAAAUAAUUGUUCCGAUAUAUCUCUCUCCUUCCUUGUAACCUUGUUUAAACUGCUUAAGUCAAACUAGAACAUUGUAAAGCCAGAAUACCUCAUUUUAACUGUGAAAAAAAAUUGAUAUGAUGACAUGAUGUGUUUUGUUGUUGCAUUUGUUUUAAACUACCUAAAUAGGUUUAACUCUGAUAAUAAAUAUAAAACUUUG